AAAAUCAUGUUUAUUUUUCAGCAUUCAAAGUAAUAUCAAUCAAACUGCAGUUGGGUUGUUUUGAUUAAAUAAUAACUCAAAAUACAGUUAACUAACCCAAUAAAACAUAACACAAUAAAAAAAACGCUCCGGUUACUAUCGUAACCUCGGUUCCCUGAGAUAAGGGAACGAGCGUUGCGUGAAAUGCUAUGGGGAAAACUCCUGUUUUACUCCGUACUGAAGCCUGAUUUGUUCAUGUUUGUGUAGCUGCACAAACCACUGGUGCUUUAGCUCACCAGAAAGGGCAGAGGCGACCACUAUAUAAGUUGGUUUGUAGUGCCAUUCAUCAGAUCAUUCGACUAAAGUGACAGUCAUUGAUUCAAAUGCAGCUUAUAGCACGGCAAGUGACGCAACGCUUGUUCCCUUAUCUCAGGAAACUAAGCUUAUGAUAGUAACCGGAGCGUUCCCUUUCGAACGGUCUCUCCUGUUGCGAGAAACAGUAUAGGAAACACAUCCAAUCACGCUGCGCAAUGUGCAGAUGAAGAACUAUCCACUCUGCAAGCCUAGUCUUUGUGACAUGCUCCGCCCUUUCUGGCGGGCUAAAGUGCCUUUGGUUUUGCAGCAACACAAACGUGAACAAAUCAGGCCUCAGUACAAAGUAAAACAGGAGUUUUCCCCAUAGCGUUUCACGCAAAGGGGGAGAACAUUCGAGUUAUCUGUUUUUGCAAAUGAACUCUUCAAAUGCAAUUUCACUUUUUGUGGCAGUAAAUCUGAAUGUGAUGAUGUUCUAAACAAAGUGGUGUGUUUUAGUUCUGUCGUAUCACUUAAGUUUUUGGAACUCUAUCUUUUGAAAUCAUGCAAAAGAUUACGUAUCUUAGAAUCUUUAUAUCACAUUCCCGAACAAUUUCAGAGAGGAUUGCUUUCUUGCUAAAUCUCCAGGAGUUUUCUGAACUUGAGAGGCUUCUUGGAGUUGGGCCAAGGUCAGAUAAGCAAAACCUUUUAAAUGCACCAUGCAUCAAGAUGACGUUUGCGAUAUACAAAAGCCGCUUUCCUCUUCACUUAGUUUGAAUUGGCAUCUGGCUGUGAGUGACUGACUUUUCUUAAGUUCUUCUCUCAUUAUUGCUGCUGAGCGCUUGGAAAAACAACGAAAAGAAAACAGAACAAGAGGAGACAACAGUAUUCUCACGUAAGUUUGCCGUUAAGGUAAAAGAAAGUCAACAAAACACUAUAUUUACUAAAUCAUCAGAAGGAUUUGACUGAAUGAAAAUGCUGCUUAUCAUUGAAGCACUUCUCAUUUUAGCUGCUCUAGGACAGGAUCACAGAGCUGCUGCUGCUGUUGAAAACACAUUUCCAUUAGAUAUGGCACCAAAUUCUGUUGAUGACCAAUAUAAGGGCUGUGAAAAUGAAAUGGAAGACAAGGUGGAGAACUACUAUCUAGAGCAGGAAAGAUCUGCCUCAGCUGAAUUUAAUAAAGCUUGGCAAGAAGGUGAAGAGAAUGCCAAGAAAGCAGAAGGCAGCUUGACACAGAAUCAUUCAAUCGCUAUUUACGUGUACACUAACAAAGACUCUACAGUAUACAGUAAUUUCACUAGCGCCACUCGCACUGACAAACAGAAAUACGAAGAAGGUGCAUUCAAAUGGUAUUCACUUCACUUUCUGUUAACAGAAGCGAUACAGACUCUGAAGAAAACACAAAAUAGAUGCUAUGUAACUUAUCGUGGUACAAAUGUUAAAUUUGAUGUUCAGAGCAUAGAGGUUCGAUUGAGCUCGUUCUCAUCCUCCUCUCUUGAUCGUAAAGUAAUACAGGGAUUUGGAAAUGUAUCUUGUUUUGAAAUCUACACUUGUGAAGGUGCUGAUCUGACAAAAUAUUCAAAGUAUCCUGAGGAGAAAGAGGUACUGAUUCCUCCAUAUGAGACGUUUAUUGUCACUGAUGUCAAAAACAGGACAGAUCAGCCUGAUCUCUGGUGUGAAACUGUGUUUAUGCUAAACAGCACUGGAAAAAGUGAUCUGAGUUGUGCAUUGUUUAACAGUGGGAAUCAUGCUGCUUUUUGUAAUAUUUUACUCAUUUUGCAAAUAUUAGUUUGCAAAGUGUUUACCUGCUGAACGUCCUUUUUUUAUUUUACUUUUAUUUGUUUGUUUUUUUUUCUCAUCUGGUACAAAUAUGUGGUCUUGUUUCAUGAACUCUUUGUAUAUUUUUAGUGAAAUGGUACAGCAUGUUCUCUAAACAGCACACUGUAAAGCGACAGGCAUGUUGUAACAUGUCCAUGUGACGUGAUUUUAUA
Molecule: messenger RNA, 2261 nt
Organism: Labeo rohita (rohu)
Lineage: Eukaryota; Metazoa; Chordata; Actinopteri; Cypriniformes; Cyprinidae
Product: ecto-ADP-ribosyltransferase 5-like
Exons: 3
Coding region: 1240-2082 (280 amino acids)
Molecular function (GO): NAD+-protein-arginine ADP-ribosyltransferase activity; NAD+ poly-ADP-ribosyltransferase activity
Source: RefSeq, a predicted model, not a curated record